AUGUAUUUGACUACAACUCGCCCUGAUAUCUCUUUUGCCGUCAACAAAUUGUGUCAAUUCUCUUUUGCACCUCGCAAACCUCAUCUUCAUGCUGCUCACAAGGUUCUUAACUAUCUCAAAGGCAUGAUUGGUCAAGGCUUGUUCUUUCCUGCCGAUGAUGAUUAUCAGCUUAACGCCUUUUGUGAUGCUGACUGGUCUAACUGCCUUGAUACUCGUCGCAGUAUCACCGGAUCAUGCAUCUUCAUUGGUCAAUCUCUCAUUGCCUGGAAAUCAAAGAAACAAGAUGUUGUUUCUCAUUCCUCAGCAGAGGCUGAAUACAGAGCAAUGUAUACAACAUCUAAGGAUAUUCUUUGGCUCUCUCGCAUGCUUGCUGAGUUGGGCUGUCCUUCUCCUUCUACUCAUGUGAUGUAUUGUGACAGUAUUGCUGCUUUGCACAUUGCCAAAAAUCCGGUCUUUCACGAACGCACUAAACAUAUAGAACGUGAAUGA
Messenger RNA from Brassica rapa (field mustard), 489 nucleotides. RefSeq lists its product as uncharacterized. The record is from RefSeq and is a predicted model, not a curated record. Lineage: Eukaryota; Viridiplantae; Streptophyta; Magnoliopsida; Brassicales; Brassicaceae.